Photinus pyralis (common eastern firefly) is the source of this 558-nucleotide messenger RNA. RefSeq names its product endocuticle structural glycoprotein SgAbd-1-like. The record is from RefSeq and is a predicted model, not a curated record. Gene Ontology annotation, cellular component: chitin-based extracellular matrix. Lineage: Eukaryota; Metazoa; Arthropoda; Insecta; Coleoptera; Lampyridae. The transcript is spliced from 2 exons. Bases 69 to 458 code for a protein of 129 amino acids. Gene Ontology annotation, molecular function: structural constituent of chitin-based larval cuticle.
AUAUAAGCGCCGCAAUUUACUCACAUCUUCAGUUGCUUAGAGCAUUCAAUACGCUUAUUAAUAACAAAAUGUUUAAGUUAAUAGUUAUCUGUACGUGCAUUGUAGGAUCCAUUGCAGCACCACCACCGUCCCAAACCCAGACGGCGGAAAUAGUUCAGCAAGAAAGUGAUUUGGAUGUUGGUGGAAAAUAUCAUUACAAAUUCGCCACUUCAGAUGGAACUAAGGCAGAGCAGCACGGGGAACUGAAGCAGAUUGGAAAUGAGGCUGGAGCCACCGCCACUGGUUUCUACGAGUAUACUGAUAAUAAUGGAACCGUCUUCAAGGUUACGUAUACUGCUGACGAAAAUGGCUUUGUGGCAUCCGGUGACCACAUUCCCGGAAUUCCGGAAGUGAUCGCAAGAAGUCUCAAGUGGGCCGCUGAACAUCCCUACAAAGAACCCGAACAGAAGAAGCAUUAGGAUCCUUACUUGACCGAAUUUAUAAUUUUCCCCACCAAACUUGUUGCAACUCUUGUCAGUUGAUAGAUUGAUGUUACAAUAAAAUCUACAGCUCACUAUG